Molecule: messenger RNA, 7401 nt
Organism: Phyllostomus discolor (pale spear-nosed bat)
Lineage: Eukaryota; Metazoa; Chordata; Mammalia; Chiroptera; Phyllostomidae
Gene: LAMTOR1
Product: late endosomal/lysosomal adaptor, MAPK and MTOR activator 1
Exons: 5
Coding region: 172-657 (161 amino acids)
Biological process (GO): cholesterol homeostasis; cellular response to amino acid stimulus; endosomal transport
Cellular component (GO): late endosome membrane; Ragulator complex; lysosome
Molecular function (GO): guanyl-nucleotide exchange factor activity; molecular adaptor activity
Source: RefSeq, a predicted model, not a curated record
CGGAAGCCGAGGUUUAGGCAGCGCAGCGGCCGCGAAGCGGCCGAGGGAAGGUUUAGUCGUGGGGGUGGGUGGUUGCUUGCUGAUUUCAGCCACGGGUCAUGUGACCGGAAGGGCUCCUGACGGACGCCGUCCCUCCUCCGCGAGGCCUGAGCGCCCGGCCCGACCCCGGCCAUGGGGUGCUGCUAUAGCAGCGAGAACGAGGACUCGGACCAGGACCGAGAGGAGCGGAAGCUGCUGCUGGACCCUAGCAGUCCCCCCACCAAAGUUGUCAAUGGAGCCGAGUCCAACAACUACAGCCUGCCUUCUGCUCGCACAGAUGAGCAGGCCCUGCUCUCCUCCAUUCUUGCCAAGACAGCCAGCAACAUCAUCGACGUGUCUGCUGCAGACUCCCAGGGCAUGGAGCAGCAUGAGUACAUGGACCGGGCAAGGCAGUAUAGCAACCGCUUGGCUGUGCUGAGCAGCAGCCUGACCCAUUGGAAGAAGCUGCCGCCACUGCCAUCUCUCACCAGCCAGCCCCACCAAGUUCUGGCCAGCGAGCCCAUCCCCUUCUCCGACUUGCAGCAGGUCUCCAGGAUAGCUGCUUAUGCCUACAGUGCACUUUCUCAGAUCCGUGUGGAUGCAAGAGAGGAGCUGGUUGUACAGUUUGGGAUCCCGUGAAGACAGGGAUCCUUGGAUGGCUGUUCUUCUCCUCUUCACCCUGUCUCGUCUCCACCCUGCCUCCCCUGGCCCCCAGCCUUGCUGCGGCUUAUACAGUACCCUAACCUGCUACUAAUCACAGAGAAGAUUGUGGAGGAGGAGGAGAGUGAGGCUAGAAGCCUUGGCAAGUGAGGAUGGAGCAAGGGAGGGUAGAACCAUUUGGGACUGGCCUUCAAAAGCCCUGGUCAGGGAUGGGGUGGGGAACAAAAGGACAGGGCCUGGUGGGUCUUCGCUGUCACUGGGAGGGGGUGGAGGUGACACUGAGGGUGAUCACUAGAGGGCCUGUGGGGGCCCCUUUCCUUGGCCUCACUCCUGUGCCCCUGUCCCUGGAUUGGUGCUCACAGGCACCUCACCAGGGUUGGUGACCAGCGUCUGGACAAGUUUGAAUUUGAAUGAGUUAAGUUUGUAUUUCUAACACCCUGGGUUUUUACAGUUCGGGGGUUUGGGGUUUUUUUGUUGUUUUUGUUUUGUUUAUUUUGGUUUGUUUCCCUUGAUAAAGGACGUUAUUCAUCUGUGUGCUGAUUUCAGCCCUUCUGUCCUGCCUACCACCCUACUGCUUGCUUCUGGCUACUCAAGUCUGUGAGCAGUGAGAUGGAUGAGGGGGAGGGGGGCUUCUUCUAGGGACACUAAGAGAAGUCCAGGAGAUAAGGGUUCAGGGUUCCCAGGUCUUAGCUGAGACUCGGCCUCGGCUAACCUCAAAUUGGAUAAGACUGCUUGUCCUUUCUCCAGUGAUGGGAACACUGAGGCAGCUGUCAUUGUUGAGGAGGACCCUGCCUCAGCCUCAGUGAAAUUACUAAAAAGCUGGGGAAGGGAUUGGUGGUGGUGGUGCAGACAGACCAGAAGUACCUGAUAGGGGGUCAGCAAACCAAUGUUUUCGAGCAGAAGAUUCUUUUUAUCAAAUGAAAUCUCAAGCAGAAUUCCAACAUAUGAAACAUGAGAGAGGAACUGCUCGGGUCUGAUUGAAAUGGGAGGUUCAGCAAUCACAGCCUGUCUUCUUGGCCUCCUAACACAGACACCUCUGAGGCAUCUCUGUGAGGCAGUUCAUAAUCCCUGGGUAUCUGAGCAGAGGAGUAAAAAGCCCAGAGCUGAGGUAAAUUUUCCCAGGACUAUGCAGUGAGCCCAGGUCUCUUGUCUCUCAGGCCAACAGGCCUUUCCCUCCGCUGCCCAUGUUUCAGUAGAACGAGACCAGAGCUUCUGGCAGUGGUCUGAGUUGGGGGGCAUUUUUAUGUGGUACAAGCAACUUCUGAUCUGCUGAACAGGUCAAAUUCUUUAUUGUCAAGCCAAACUGGCCAUCCUCAACCUUCAGGAUGGCUGCCGUCCUGCCAUCCUCAGAGCAUGGUACGCUUGAUCUGGGUUUUCUUGUGCUUGAUAUUCAUGCGUUUCCACACUUCAGCGGUGGUGCGGUCUGCUUUGGUGACCCCACUGAAGUCGAGCGUGGUGAUACGGGGCAGGGUGCACAGCACAUACUGCCUGUGGGGAAGACUCUGGCUGGGGGCCAGCCCCCCCCCACCAGCACCCCAUUUCCCUACCACCAGCUGCUGCUGUGUCCCCUGACUGCAGGAAUGGAGGGACUUGAGUAUAGUUUGGGGGAGAGGGGGCUGAGUUUAUCCUGACAGCAAGAAAUUAUUAAAAGUCUGUACUUCCUUCCCCGACUCAAGCAUGGCAGAAGGUGGUACUGGGUUUUUUUCUCUCCCCGCCUUUCCCUUGGGUAAGCCCAGCUCCAGGGCAGGGCACCUACCUAUACCCCUUCUCUUCCUCUAUGGGGUUUCCAUGGAGUGUCAGGCUCCGGAGCCGAGGGAGGAUGGCCAGCUUAUUCACCUCUCCUAGGCGCUGGAUGCUGUUGCCAUGGAGGUAGAGGACACUCAGAUUGAAGAAAGUUGUCAGGACCUAUUGGGGAAAGGAACCGGAGCCAGGCUGGACAGGGCUCUAGAGCUGUGCUCAGGACUGACUUGGCAGAGAAGAGUUUGGGGAACGACUGGCCCUCCACUCUCACCCACCACCACCCCCCAUUCCCAGCCACACUGGAUGGCUCCAACCUACUUUCAUUUAUCUUUGAAGGGGUACAGGGGCAUAUCACUGACACAGAGCUCUGGUCUGGGGGCAGGAAGGUAUGGGCCUGGGUCCUAGCACUGUCUCUGACUUGCCAGGUGAUUGGGCUCUCCUGCCUCUUCCUGAGCCUUAGCUGCCCUUUCACUGAAGACCUUUGGUGAUCUAAGAUUCUGUCACAAUGAAGGACAGGGAUACAGAGCAUCAUGCUAGGUAUUAAGAGAAGCUUUUAAAAUAAAGGUGAGCCCUGGCUGGUGUGGCUCAGUAGAUUGAGCACCAGCCUGUGAACUGAAAGGUCGCUGGUUAGAUCCCUAGUUAAGGCACAUGGCUGGGCUGUAGGCCAGGUCCCCAUUUGGGAGCAUGUGAGAGACAACUGUUUAAUACAUCUAUGAUACAUCUCUUGCACAUCGAUGUUUCGCUCUUUCUCCCUCCCUUCCUCUUUCUCUAAAAAUAAUAAAACUUUAAGUAGAAGUGAAAUUUAGAUCACAACACCCGGGGAACAGCUUCCUAGUCUUGGUCUAGUUCCUUUUCCCCUAACAGAUCCUGGUCAAAAAGGGAGCUGUUUUCUUUCUUUUUCUUUUCUUUUCUUUAAGAUUUUAUUUAUUUUAAGAGAGACAGGAAGGGAGAGAGAGAAACAUCAGUGCAAGGGAGAAACAAUCAAUUGCCUCUCACACACCCCAGCCAGGGACUGAACUUGCAACUCAGGCGUGUACCCUGACCAAGAAUGGAACCAGUGACCUUUUGCUUUGCAGGAUGACGCCCAGACCACAGAGGCACACCAGUCGGGGCAGUUUUAUUUCUUUUUUCAAACCUAAUCACUUUAUUUCCUUUAAUAUAUAUAUAAAGACUAUAUAUAUAUAUAUAUAUAUAUAUAUAUAUAGUCUUUAUUAUGUUUUUUCCAUUACCAUUUAGUCCCCUUAUACUUCUCUACCCCCCUAUUAAUUUCUUAAAACUUGAGUCUGAGUUCAUGAAAAAUAAGGGCUGUACUUGCACUACCUACCUCUUUCACAGAAGAACUUACUACAAGAUACAGUGGGUGCCCUAUAACGAGAGCUGUGGUUUUACUUCAGCCUCCUAUGUGCCAGUUGUUUUUCAUACAUUUUCAUUUAAUUCUCACAAAACCUUUAUGAUGUUGGCAUAUUAUCCCCAUUUUUCAGACAGGGAAUCUGAGGCUUUGGAGAGGUUAGGAAAGUUGUCCAAAAUUGUAAGGGGCAAAUCUAGGGUUUGAGCCUACAUCUGAGCCAGUAGCUAUGUGCUUUACACACAGUUCAUGCUCCCUCACAGCUUCCUCGAUGAAAUGUGGGAGGCAGAGAGGCUGGGGGCCGGAUGGGGUAGAUUCUGACCCACCCUGACAAGAUUCCCAGGGCUGGCAGCUCACAGGGUCAAUGGAAGACAGGUCAUUGAAAGACAGGUCAAUCCAAGCCAGGUUCCCUGGGUUCUCCAGCAGCUGUGAAAUCACUUGGUUGAAGUCUUUCAGCUCGUUGAGGACAUUGUUGUUCAGCCACAGGGACUGGGUCAGUGACUUCCCCGACUUUGAGUGCCUUAGUGGUCGCAGCCCUGUCCUUGGCUCCUCGCUUAUCAGAUCUGUGGGAACAAAGGGAUACCUGGGUAUAUCACCUUUGCCUUUCUGGCUCCAUGGGGUGGGAAGGGACAGAGCUGAGACCAUAAGCAGCCCCAGCCAGCAAGAGGGUCUGGUAGGGCCAUAGCCCAGUGCUUGAGUCUAGUGCAGCUCUACCCACUGUCAGCUCAAGACUCCCAUCUCAGGCCCCAGGAGCCAGUAAGCUUGGACUAAGGGCCAGACACAUCCUAUCCCAUACUUGAUUUGGUCACAUGCUCCUCUCAUGUCUAUUGUACCAUUGGGUCCUCUGUGUACCACCCCUGUAUAGGGAACAAAAACCAUUCCUAUUUUAUAGAUGAGGAAACUGAAAACUUGAGUUGUUGAGCUUGAGCCAAGAUGAUAUCACAAAAUCUAGAAUUAUCCACUGGUAGAGCCUAUAGAAUUCACUUGAGUGUAACACACUGAUGUGCUCUCUCCCGCUGAUAUUGAACAACUACUAUAGGCCAGACACUGGGCAUACAGUGAGGAACAAAAUGAGAGACUGCCCGGCUCUGUAUGAGUAAUAGGGCAGGGACGAAACAGAUGUUUGUGUCCUGGAGGAGCUCAUUUGGGCAAGAUGGAAACAAAAUGGCAAUGUAAUGUGAUAAAUGCUUUUUAAGUUACAGAAGCUCAGAAGAGGGGCGCUGUGAGUGCUGGCCUGUGAACCAGGGGGUUGCCGGUUCGAUUCCCAGUCAGGGCAUAUACCUGGGUUGCAUCCAGGUCCCCAGUUAGGAGCACACAAGAGGCAACCACACAUUGAUGUUUCCCUUUCUCACUUCCCCCUCUCUAAAAGUAAAUAUAAUCUUUUUAAAUAGAGAGAGAGAGAGAGGUGCCUAACCCAGUCUGGAGCUCACGGAAAUUUCCAGGGAAGGUGAAGCCUAAUUGGGUCUCAGUGAUUAGAAGGGUGGAAAGAGUGAGAGGGGCCUGAGCAAAGGCAUGAAGGUAUGGAACAGCAUGGGUGCACGUGGAUGUGCUGCACAAGGGGGCAAGGAGGAAAAGAAUCAAGGAACCUUGAAUGCCAGGCCAAGCAUCUUGGACUGUGUCAUAGGUGAUGGGAAACCACUGGAGAUUUGGAGACUUUAGAGCAAAGGAGAUACUCUAAUCUUUUUUUUUUUUUUUUAAAGAUCAUUCUGAAGCUUUAGUAUGGAGUCUGGAUUUUAGGGGGUAGGUGGGACUGGAAGACCAGUUUGGCUCUAUCAAUCACCCACGCAAAAGAUGAAGGACAAUUAGCAUGUCUUGAUGGUUGACUAGAUGUAAGGAUAGAAUAUUCCAGAGUAUUUCCCAGUUUCUUGUUUGGUCGACUGGGCAGAUGCCAUGUCUGGUCUGAAAUGGAAUUAAGAAAAGGAGAAACAUGGCAGGGUAGGUGAUGAGUUUGAUUGGCCUUGGCGUGUCUGCGGUUCCUAUAGUACAAAAAUGUGGAGAAGCCAAGUAGGCAGUUGGGUAUGAAAGUCUGAGAGACUUUAGAAUAAUUAGCACAGAGAGUGAACAUGUUAGAGAAACAGAUGAGAGUCCUCAAGGACAGUAAAAGUAGGUAGGAGGCACAGGGAGGAAGGGAUAUCCAUUAAAGAAAUUACUGAAUAAUCAGGGAAGGGCAGGGAGAACCAGGAGAGGAUAGUUUUAAAGAUGCUUAGAGUCCAUAGUUUAUAGGAGUCAGUUUUAUAGAGAUGAGGGCUAUUUCAGUGAAAUGGCCUGGGGGUAGAAGCUAGAUUGGAGUAAGUUCAAGAGUGAGUGGAAGGUAAGAAAAUAUAGGUAGGUAGUGUAAACAACACCCUCAGAAAGUUCAGGUGAGAAUAGGGAAUAGAAUGAUGUUAGAACCCGGCUGUAUGGAUAGCCUGCCCCCUCCCUGUUUUGUUGCUGCCGCUGUUAAAUGAGGUCCAGAGAGAGGAUGGGCUUUGCCAGGCUCACAGUGGCAGGGCCAGAAUCGGACACCAGCUCUGGCUGAGAUGACUAUUUUUCCUACUGCCCCUGUGCCUUUGGUUACUUGUCUAAAGCUGCCUCUGGGGAAGGAAAUAUUUAGUAUUUGUAUCUGGGCAGUUCAUGUUCACCCUCCCUUAGCUCCUAGUGGACACACUUCCUCUCUUACCCCCAGCCAAUGUUAAUUUCCUUUCCUCCUCAGCUGCAUGUCUGGCAUUAUCCACCAGAUGGCUCUCUUAGAGUGAGCAGAACCCCCAAUUGGAGCCUGAGGUUGGGGGAGGUGGCAUAAUGUUACUGGAGCACCCCAGCUAGUAAAGAAACUCCUAAUCCUGCCUCCCAACCUCAUAUCUCCUGACUGCAAACUCUGUAAUGAAAUGACAAAGAUGCAUAAGAGCUAAGGUCAAAAUAAGCCCACAUAUAGACUAGCAUCCAGUGUGACAAGGCAGCAGCUUGGGGAAUGCCACCAAGUUCAGAGAGAGCCACUGAUGGCAUUGUCUAAAACUCAAAGUUGCUGUCACCAAGGGGAGAGCAGGUGUCCAGGCUGCUACAGGCUGCUGCUCCCUUCAAACUCUCCCAGGGCACUGAGGAUCUGUCGAAGAUGCACUGUUCGGAUAAGGCAAAGGCAGGUCUGGAAAUGGGACCACAGCUACCAACACUCAGAGAACUGGAGGUUGUUGUCUAGCUACAGGAAGACUUGGGAAAGACCUGAUUCUGUCUUCAUAUUUCUGAAGGGCUCCAGUGCAACUUUUUCCAUGUGUCCCCACAGGUCAGGAGUUACGAAGAACAUCUUUGUGUCAUUCCUCACCCCAUUAUGGAAGGGAUAGGUAGGUGUAUGUAGUAAGGACCUACCUUAACUCCAGGUUUUCAGGCAGAAGCUAGAGGACUGUGGGUUGGAGUGAGUACCAAUUGUAUGCCUUCUAAAGUCAUUACCAUUUCAGGUUCUAUCAUUUAUUAAUUAGCAAAUAGUGUAUGAAGUACCCCCAAACUCUACUCUGUCCUCCAACUCCACUGUGAAGCAAGUAUUCCAUAAGCUCUGGGGACGCUGAGGGGACUGGCCUUUUGGGGCUUAGGUGUGCCUUUCUCCCCUCCCAGCACUCAACAAAACACUGUGCCUGGCAUGCACACACACACAGAUAUAUGUGCUUUAA